UCUUUUCAUUACACACAACAUUACAACUGGAAGAGGAACUGGAAAAGAUAUUUUCAUUUCUAUAUUAGAAUAAUACAUAAUUAGAAUAUACAUAAUUAUAUUUUGUAAUAAGAGCCUUUACAAUGGAUAAAGACACUGUUAAAAUACUAGAGGGCGAUGAAGCCGCUGCUCAGAAAAAAGAAGAUUCAAAGAUUAACAUUCAAGUUGGGAAAUCUGCACUUAAAACUAGCAAAUUAGUUGAUCCCAGCGAUGAAAACAUUGAUACAAUUACGGAAAAGGCAAGAGUCUCAACUGUCAAUGAAGCGAUUGAGGAAGGUCUUAUAAGCAGCGAUUCUGAUUCCAUAUUUUCUUUGAUAGACAUUGAGGAUAUUAGUGAAUCAUCUGAAGAUUUUUUUGACAGAUUGGGCACCAUACCAGAUAUGUCUUCAAUUUUUAAAGAGUCUCAAGAUUCACGAACAAUAGGCAAAGAUGUUGGCUCAUUUGUUGAUCCACUAACCGGUAUGCUGUAUGAGAGCGAUGAGGAGGAAGAAGCGGAGGAAGAAGAAGAAAUGAUUGAAGAAGAAUCAUCCACCACAGAAGACUCAGAAAUGGCCGAAGAUGAAGAAUUGUUGGAAUUGUUAAAACGCGAUGAGGAGGUCGAAGCGCCAAAGAUACUAGACGAAGCUGAAGUAUUCGAAACAUUUAUGGAAUUGGAGAAGAAACAAGUUAUUGAGGAUGCUCUUGAAUUCGAUUGGAUUGCAUAUGAACGUGAAAAGGAAUUAAAAAGUAUAGCUGCGGAUACGGUUGUAUUUCUAAAAGAUUUAAUCUGGGAGGUUGUCGAAAAAUCGGAAUAUGUCGAUCCAAAUAUUUUCCUAAGGCAAAAUCUGGACAAAGCCUCACUUAUCGAAGAGAUAACCAAAAAAUUGAAAACACUUGAGGUGGAGCAAAAGGCGCGCAGCUUUCUCAAUCGGCGCGUUGCCGAAUUUUACUAUCGUAAAGGGCAAUAUCGUGUUUUUACCGAUGAUCCACCUGAAACCAUACUAGACGAAAUCCAGAAAUUGAAAGAUGCCACAAAUAAAUUGGAUCAAGUACUUUACCGCGAGGAAGAACUUAAAAGUACUACACAAGCAGAAAUUGCUAACAUACAGCAGGACGUAUCCGUAAUGCAAAUCAAAAACCAAGAAAAACUACAGGAGUUCGAACAACUUGUGAAAAAAACGUUUGCUUAUAAGGGUGAACACUUGGCCUUGGACGUCGAUUCGCAAUUGCGUAGAAUGACAAAGUUACGUGAUGAAAUCUCAGAUAUGCGUUAUAUACUAAUACAGAAACAACACACAAAUGCUACUUUAGCGGAACAAUUAAAGAAACUGGAGAAUCUUGGCAAUAACUUUCAAUUUCGUGAAUAUGAAGCCUUGCAAAAUGAUUGUCAAGCCUUGGAUAAAAAAAUUGAGGAACGCAAUGCUGACUUGGUUCGAUCACGUGUGCGUUGCAAUGCCGACUUACAUAUUAUGGGGCAUUUGAAGGAGAAACAAGCCAUGAUUCGUAGCAAGAUAAAAAUUCAAAAAACAUGCUUGGCAUUGUUGCAAACACAAAAAUAUAAGGCACGAAAAUGUAUUUUCGAAUCGAAACAGCAACGCUCUCAAAUGCGUAAGGAAAUCAGAGAGCUGAGCUACCAAUGCGGCUUACUCGAUAAGCCGGCUCUGAUGUUGGACUAUGACAAAACAGUGUAUCAAAUCUCUAAUGUUAUUGAGAGACUGCAUAAACUGCGUUAUAGGCAUGAUGAAAUUCUACGUAAAAUAGCAAGACUCGAAGUUAAAUGCUUGUAAGUCAGUCAGAAUGUUCAUAAUGUUACUACCGCCAUGGAUUUGCCAAUAAAUGAUGGUGCAAUUAUUUUUUAAUAGAACAA
Messenger RNA from Zeugodacus cucurbitae (melon fly), 1885 nucleotides. RefSeq names its product coiled-coil domain-containing protein 96. The coding region runs from base 123 to 1805 and encodes 560 amino acids. Lineage: Eukaryota; Metazoa; Arthropoda; Insecta; Diptera; Tephritidae. Gene Ontology annotation, biological process: cilium assembly. Gene Ontology annotation, cellular component: axoneme; ciliary basal body. The record is from RefSeq and is a predicted model, not a curated record. The transcript is spliced from 4 exons.